Messenger RNA from Pelmatolapia mariae (spotted tilapia), 4446 nucleotides. Its product is annotated as zinc finger protein 99-like. Bases 847 to 2547 code for a protein of 566 amino acids. The transcript is spliced from 3 exons. Gene Ontology annotation, biological process: regulation of transcription by RNA polymerase II. The record is from RefSeq and is a predicted model, not a curated record. NCBI's taxonomy places the organism in Eukaryota, Metazoa, Chordata, Actinopteri, Cichliformes, Cichlidae. Gene Ontology annotation, molecular function: DNA-binding transcription repressor activity, RNA polymerase II-specific; RNA polymerase II cis-regulatory region sequence-specific DNA binding. Gene Ontology annotation, cellular component: nucleoplasm.
GCAUACUUUAUAAGGAGAGAUGAGAUUAAAAAAAAUCUCUUCCUUGAUGGUUCCAUCGAAGAUGAAAUGCUCAAGCAACUAUGUAGCACGUACGUAACCCAAUUCCACAACACAAUGUGAUGGGGGAAAUCAGCUGUGUUUUGAUGCCCAAUUUAUUUCGAAUCUGGCGCGAACCGGCGAGCCAGUUCCUGAAUCAGUCACAUGAUACGGGCUGCCCGCGAGGGCUCGAACGUCACUGCAUAAGUAAUCAAAGCAAACCUCGAUACGCGCUUUUUACAAAAACUCCCCCGAGAUUACCCGACACAGGCUUCGAAGCUUUGACACGCAGGACACAUCACUACCGGUUGGUGGCGGUAAUGAGUCACAUCGUUAUUUGCCAACCGCCGACAAACCACAAAGAAGAAGACGAAGUACUGCGCGUGCACACAGCGGAAAGUAGACUUACGGAGGAACGAUUAUAGCCACAGUCAUCAUACUUGUUAUCUACGACGGGGACUUUUGUGGUUUUUUUCCCAAGUCGGCUAAGGCAAAUAUAGUGUGACUGUGCUGAGCUUUCCUACUGGUACGUUUCUGUUUCUCAUGCGUGAUCGGAAAGAUAUAGGCUCUCGGAGCUCGGACAGCUUGGUCUCUCUCCUAGUCCAACUACAAAGCCGGCCUUCUCUGCUGGGGGAUCUUUAGUUCGGGUUAUUCUGAGAGGAGAUCCAGAGCGACUGGCAGGAGGCGAAGAAUCUGCUGGAGGAGCAGCUCAGCAGCUGUAGUCAGAAACAUCGGUUCUUCAUCGAAGGCAAAAGAAGGGGAAGCGUGCCGAAACCUCUCCAAAUUUUUGACCUCAACAAAAACCAACCAAUGCCAGCAAGUAAAGAUGAACGAGUUGUGAUCCUUGUGGAGAAGACUUUCAUCACUAUGAAGCAGGCCAGAAGACGCGAGUGCAUUCACAGUGGAGACAGAAGCUUCAUGUGCGAUCAGUGUGGAAAGGCUUUUACUCGUAAUAGCAGCUUAAAACAACAUAAGCUCAUCCACACUGGAUUUAAACCAUUCAGCUGUGAUCAGUGUGGAAUGUCUUUUUCUGACAAUAGCAACUUAAAAAGACAUCAGCUCGUCCACACUGGCAUUAAACCAUUCAGCUGCGAUCAGUGUGGACAGGCUUUCACACAUAAUAGCAAGUUAAAAAAACACCAGCUUCUCCACACUGGAUUAAAACCAUUCAGCUGUGAUCAGUGUGGAAAGACUUUCACUGUGAAUGGCAACUUAAAAAGACAUCAGCUCGUCCACACUGGCAUUAAACCAUUCAGCUGCGAUCAGUGUGGAAAGACUUUCACUCAGAGUGGCAGCUUAAAAAAGCAUCAGCUCGCUCACACUGGAUUUAAACCAUUUAGCUGUGAUCAGUGUGGAAUGGCUUUUACUCAGAAUGGCACCUUAAAAAAACAUCAGCUCGCUCACACUGGAUUUAAACCAUUCAGCUGUGAUCAGUGUGGAAAGACUUUCACUCAGAGUGGCAGCUUAAAAAAACAUCAGCUCAUCCACACUGGAUUAAAAGCAUUUAGCUGUGAUCAGUGUGGAAAGGCUUUCACUGAAAAUGGACAUUUAAAAAGACAUAAGCUCAUCCACACUGGAUUAAAACCAUUUAGCUGUGAUCAGUGUGGAAAGGCUUUUACUGAAAAUGGCAACUUAAAACAACAUCAGCUCAUCCACACUGGAUUAAAAGCAAUUAGCUACAAUCAGUGUGGAAAGUCUUUUUCUACGAGUAGUGGCUUAAAAGAAUAUCACCUCGUCCAUGCUGCAGAUAAACCAUUCGUCUGUGCUCAGUGUGGAAAGUGUUUCACUGAGAAUGGCAAGUUAAAACAACAUCAGCUCGUCCACACUGGCAUUAAACCAUUCAGCUGCGAUCAGUGUGGAAGGACUUUCACUCAGAAUAGCAGCUUAAAAAAACAUCAACUCAUCCACACUGGAUUAAAACCAUUUAUCUGUGAUCAGUGUGGAAAGUCUUUUACUGAAAAAGGCAACUUAAAAAAACAUCAGCUCAUCCACACUGGAUUAAAGCCAUUUAGCUGUGAUCUGUGUGGAAAGUUUUUUACUCAUAGUAACUGCUUAAAAGAACAUCAGUUCACCCAUACGACAGAUAAACCAUUCACCUGUGAUCUGUGUGGAAAGUCUUUUACUCACAGUAAAAGCUUAAAAGAUCAUCUUCUCAUCCACACUGGUAUUAAAUCAUUUGUCUGUGGUCAGUGUGGAAAAGCUUUUACUCAGAGUAAAAAUUUAAAAGAACAUCAGCUCAUCCACACUGGAAUUAAACCAUUCAGCUGUGAUCAGUGUGGAAAAUCUUUUACUCGGCGUAGAAACUUAAAAAAACAUCAUCUCCUCCACAUUGGGGUUAAACCAUUCACCUGUGAUCAGUGUGGAAAGUCUUUUAGCUGCAUGAGUUCCUUGAAAGAACACCAGGCCAUCCACACUGGCAUUAAACCAUUUGUCUGUUGUCAGUGUGGAAAGGGUUUUCGUCGCAUGGAGACUUUAAAAAAUCAUCAACUAAUCCACACUGGAGUUAAUUAAUAUUUAAGUGGUCAGUGCUGAAAUGCGGCCACUUUUAUGUAAACAUUUAAAAAAAAAUCAGAUUGUUCACACUGCAAUUGUAGCGUGUUUGAAUUGUGGUAAUUAUGAAAUUCUUUCAAAUUCAUGACAAAACUGGCAGACCAAUGUGACAUUACUCUGACAAAGUUCUUUUGGACAUCCUGGUCAAUCAUUUUAAGUUUGAAGAGGCUCUACUGAUUGCAGACACAGAUAACAUAUAUGUAUGUUUCAUGUGAAUAUUAUGUGUAUAUAUGUAUAUUAAAGAUUGUACAUGCAUAUAAAACAUAUAAAACAUUCUACUGUAAAAACUUGUUGGAACCGUACUAAAUGUAUAUACAUAUAAUGUAUAUAUAAUAUAUAUGUAUAUAUAAUGUAUAUAUGUAUAUAUAUGUAUAUAUAAUAUAUUAGAGCUGGGCAAUAAAACGAUAACGAUAUGUAUUGCGAAAUAACUUUUUCUCGAUAGAAAAAUUAAACUAUUGCGAUAGGCCUCAUCCCUCUUGUCCUCUUUAAAAAAAGAAGAAAAAAGAACAGCCAAUCCAAAUUAAGUAGUGCAGAGCCGAACCAAUCACAGCCGCAGCGUCACGUCACGUGACUUGUUACGUACAGCACAAGUGCCAAGGCGCACGUGUAUUUGUUUUUGCAGCCGGGCUGCCCAGGUAAUGAAGGAAAUGAGUUUGCCAACUAGAGAAAAAUCAACCGAGAGCGUGAGCGAAGGUUACUGAAGAAAAAAACAAUGAUGGUUCCAAUGCUGGAGAGCUUGUCGAACGGAAGGGCCAUAGAAGUUCUGUAGUGUGAAGGUAUUUCGGCUAUUUCAAGUCUGACAAAAAACAGAGUAGCGCGCACUGUAAAUUGUGCCGAAAGCAAGUCUGGAAAUACAAUAAACCGGUGCAUGCUCAAUCUCUGACUGAAAGCGCUAAUUCGUCAUUCGGCUUUUGUCAGACUAAAGUCACUGUUAAAACUGUUUGAAAAGCUAAGCUAUACAACAAGGAGAGAUUGAGAAUUUCCUUUUAGUUCUCAGUUUAUUAUUUGAUAUUGACAAAAGUUAGUCAAUUUUGUCUGUUCUUCUGUAAAACGAACUAAGAUUUAUUUUUAGAAUUAAAAUUUUGUUUCUAAGUGGAAUUGACAAUUUAGUAGUCUGUUUUGUUUGUUUUAUUUUGAAACUUAAACGCUUUAGCGGCUGCCUUUUGUGUAGUUUGCAAUAUUUGCCUUUAUUUAUCUGAAACUGAAGUCUCAUGUUCCUUAAGUACAUCUACCCAGUUGAACUUAAUAUGGGAAAUAAAUAUUUAAAUCAAAACAAGCUGCAGAUUAUUUCACAUUUUUCUCGUGAGCAACGGCACAUUUAAAUCUUACAAAUAUAGUUAUUUGAUUGAUUAUACUUUAUUCAUCCCGAGGGAAAUUGGGUUAAGGCUGCCAGCCGUGCCAGCGCCGUUAUAAUUUGGCUUAUAUCGUGACAUAUAUCGUUAUCGCCUGAAAUGAAAAAAACAUAUCGUGAUAUGAAAAAAUCUUAUAUCGCCCAGCUCUAUAAUAUAUAUAUAGUAUAUAUAUAUGUAUAUAUAGUAUAUAUAUGUAUAUAGUAUAUAUAUGUAUAUAUAUAUAUGCAAUAGUUACACCCUUUUUACAUAAGCUCUUUUCUACUCUGUAAUAUUCUUGUCAAUUUUCUUGAUAUUUAUUUAUUAUCCCCUCUGUUAAUCCAUGAUAUUUAUAAUUGAUUGAUCUUUAUAUAUUAGUGCUAUUUCCUAAAUGUGUAAAAUCUGUAACAUAAUGUAUUGUUUGGAGUUUAGUCUGUCACUGUUGCUAUUUUUAUAAUUUCUCUUGGAAUAACUGUAAUCCAUAUAAUUUCCUUAAGGAUUAAUAAAGUAUUCUGAUUGUUUCAGGAUUCAU